Molecule: messenger RNA, 348 nt
Organism: Aureobasidium pullulans EXF-150
Lineage: Eukaryota; Fungi; Ascomycota; Dothideomycetes; Dothideales; Saccotheciaceae
Product: cell wall biogenesis protein-like protein Ecm15
Exons: 3
Coding region: 1-348 (115 amino acids)
Cellular component (GO): cytosol
Source: RefSeq, a predicted model, not a curated record
AUGUCAGACAACCAGCUUCUAGAUCUUGCUACUCCGCCAGCGUGUAUUGCAGAUUUCUGCUUGAUACCGCUGGGCACACCCACCGCUUCCGUUUCCAAAGAGGUCUCUCAAGUCCAACGCCUACUCAAGAAGAGCGGUCUCGUGUAUCACAUGCACUCUGCUGGAACAACAGUCGAGGGUCCAUGGGACGAUGUUAUGCGAGUGAUUGGCCAAGCACAUUCAUUGCUGCAUGAAAAUGGCGUGGUAAGAAUCCAGAGCGAUAUCAGAGUCGGUUCGAGGACAGACAAGAAGCAGACGGCCGAAGACAAGGUUGCAGCUGUCAAUGCCAUUCUGGAUAAGGACGAGUAA